Molecule: messenger RNA, 798 nt
Organism: Nelumbo nucifera (sacred lotus)
Lineage: Eukaryota; Viridiplantae; Streptophyta; Magnoliopsida; Proteales; Nelumbonaceae
Source: RefSeq, a predicted model, not a curated record
AUGAAUCAGUCUGUAGCCGUCACUGCUAUUCAGCAUGGGAUCUGCCCCUCGCCAUUCAACUUCUCCAUCUCCAAUAACCCUUCCCAGACCCUAGCUACGCUAAUGAGCCAUGCGCAAAAGUACAUUAAUGCAAAAGAAGCACAAGCACAACUGCGGGAUGAGGAAGAAAGGCUUGACAGAAAGGGGAGAGACAAAGAGGAGCGGAAGUUAGAAAGAUCAAAUCGGGAUCACAAGAGACAAGACCGUAGACCCGACCACAUACCACGGACACCGCCACCGACCUAUCGGAACUUCACGCCACUGAACAUACCACUGUCUAAAGUUCUGGUGCAGAUUCAUGACCAUAGUUAUGUUCGAUGGCCCGAGAAGAUGAAAACACAAGGCAACAAGAGGAACCACGACAAGUAUUGCAAAUUCCAUAGGGACCAUGGCCACGACACAGAGAACUGCUUCGACUUGCGCAACCACAUCGAGGACCUGAUCAGGCACGGGUACCUCGGUGGGUUCAUCGACAAAAGCGAGAAGCCAACGCAGCAGGAACAACGCACAGAGAUUGCUCGGCCACCGCCUCGAGCUCCUCCCGCUAGUGCGAUCCACGGACACAAGAAGAAGCGCAACCAGCUAAUCACCUUCACCAAUGAUGAUCUCCGAGGAGUUCAGGCCCCGUACGAUGAUGCCUUAUUAAUCACAGCCGAGGUUGCCAAUUUCGAGAUGCGACGAAUUCUAGUUGACACAGGUAGCUCCACUGAUGUGCUCUUUGAUGAUGCAUUCGAGAAGCUCGGCAUCGACAAAGAGUAG